AAUAACAUAAAACUAUAGGAUUGAAAAUGCAAUACUAAUUUAAAAUCUUAUCAUACCUCAAUUGCAAAGGAUCUUGAAUUUUGAAUUCGAGCAAUUAGAAAGACUACGCUCAACAAGGACAAAGUAACAAGGUACAGGUAACAGGUAUGUUCGUGAACAGUGAAGCUUUAUACGAAGAAUUGUUAUCAUAAUUUCCUUUCGAUCUUUUGUACAUAUUUGUACUAAUUGAUGAAAGUGGCUCCAUUUUAUAGCUUGUAUUAAUUUAAGGGCCUUCUUAAAAAUCUUGAGGGAAAACAGACAAUUGUGGUUUCAUAGCUGCCAAAAUCCGUAUUCGAAAAAGUAUUACUACGCUUAAAUUAACUCUUUUCCUCUCAUGGACGUUACUUCUCUAAUUAAUGUUGUUCGGCGAGCUGAUGGCGAUGAGGAUGAUGAUCAAGAUCCAGCUUUGCAAGAACUGUAUUCAAGCUGGGCUUUAUUCAUUCUUCUUAUUCUCCUAAUUGGUGCACUUUUAACAAGUUAUUACGUUCAAUCAAAAAAAAUUCGAGCCAUUCAUGAAACGGUCAUUUCUGUCUUUGUCGGUAUGGUUGUCGGUUUGAUCAUUCGGGUUUCUCCUGGAUUGAUUAUUCAAAAUAUGGUUUCCUUUCAUUCUACGUAUUUUUUCAACGUCUUACUUCCGCCUAUUAUUCUCAAUUCGGGAUAUGAACUGCAUCAGUCGAAUUUCUUCCGAAAUAUUGGAACGAUUCUUACUUUUGCUUUUGCUGGAACAUUUAUAUCUGCCGUAACCUUGGGAAUUCUCGUCUAUAUAUUCUCAUUCUUAAAUUUUGAAAACUUUCACAUGUCCUUUGUAGAAGCACUCUCCAUGGGUGCUACUUUGUCGGCCACCGAUCCUGUCACCGUUCUUGCGAUUUUCAAUUCUUAUAAAGUAGAUCAAAAACUCUACACCAUUAUUUUUGGUGAGAGUAUCUUGAACGAUGCUGUUGCCAUUGUUAUGUUUGAAACAUUGCAAAAAUUUCAAGGAAAACAACUUCAUUUGUUUACCUUGUUUAAUGGCAUAACGAUCUUUAUAAUCACAUUUUUCGUUAGUCUAUUAAUCGGUGUUUCUAUUGGGCUUAUGACAGCUUUGCUUUUGAAAUACUCUUAUUUACGACGCUAUCCCAACAUAGAAUCGUGUAUUAUAUUGCUCAUGGCAUAUGCCUCUUACUUUUUUUCCAACGGAUGCCAUAUGUCUGGUGUUGUCUCACUGUUAUUUUGCGGAAUAACUUUGAAACAUUAUGCUUUUUACAACAUGUCCUACAAGGCAAAAUUGAGCACAAAAUAUGUAUUUCGGGUUUUGGCUCAGUUGUCAGAGAACUUUAUAUUUAUUUACUUGGGAAUGUCCUUAUUCACUCAGGUGGAUUUGGUUUACAAACCUAUAUUUAUUUUGAUAACUACGAUUGCGGUAACUGCUUCUAGGUAUAUGAACGUUUUUCCGUUGAGUAAAUUACUCAACAGAUUUCAUCGCCAAAAGGACAGAACUCUUGUAGACCAUAUCCCAUAUAGUUAUCAAAUGAUGCUUUUCUGGGCCGGUCUUCGUGGUGCAGUGGGUGUUGCUUUAGCCGCUGGAUUCGAAGGUGAGAACGCUCAGACACUUAAGGCUACAACACUUGUUGUUGUUGUACUUACACUUAUUAUUUUUGGUGGUACUACUUCUCGUAUGCUUGAGAUUUUAAAUAUUGAGACAGGUGUUGCUGCUGAUGUCGAUAGCGAUACUGAAUUUUCCAUGCUUCCAUGGCAAGGUACGGCUGAUUAUGAUUUAGAAAAUGGAGCUAUGGAGCUCUCCAAUGCGUCUCAUGAUUCUCCAGCUGCUGCCCCAAAUCUUCCAGUAAUGCCAGAUGAUUAUGAGAAUAUAGAGGUAUUCACUGAGGCUAGUCCUUCAAAGAAAAUCUCUAGUACUUUUGAGCAUUACCAAAAAGCUGCGGGGGCAUUUAAUCAAUUUUUCCACGCAUCUAGAGAUGAUCAAGCCCAGUGGUUUUCACGCUUCGACGAAGAGGUUAUUAAACCUGUUUUAUUGGAACGAGACGUUUCAAAAAGUAGUCCGAAAAAGUGAUAACUUCAUUGUCGUUCAUUUUUGUAGUAAUGCCAUAAUGAUUCUGAGAGUA
Messenger RNA from Schizosaccharomyces octosporus yFS286, 2138 nucleotides. Its product is annotated as CPA1 sodium ion/proton antiporter. Gene Ontology annotation, molecular function: sodium:proton antiporter activity. Lineage: Eukaryota; Fungi; Ascomycota; Schizosaccharomycetes; Schizosaccharomycetales; Schizosaccharomycetaceae. Bases 374 to 2086 code for a protein of 570 amino acids. Gene Ontology annotation, biological process: sodium ion transport; proton transmembrane transport; vacuolar acidification. The transcript is spliced from 4 exons. The record is from RefSeq and is a predicted model, not a curated record. Gene Ontology annotation, cellular component: fungal-type vacuole membrane; late endosome; early endosome.